GAUAUCAUCCGCUUCCCGCCAACCAAGACGCUGACUAUCCGUGAGAAGGAUCUGCUGUGGAAGUUCCGAUUCUACCUCACACGAGACAAGCGCGCGCUCACGUUCUUCCUCAAGUGCGUAGAUUGGUCAGAUGAUGGAGAGGUAGGCGUAGUACGCCGAUACAC
Molecule: messenger RNA, 164 nt
Organism: Sphaeroforma arctica JP610
Lineage: Eukaryota; Ichthyosporea; Ichthyophonida
Exons: 1
Source: RefSeq, a predicted model, not a curated record